AUGAGGAUGUUGGAGCCUGACAUCUACCACUGCAUGGAUUACCAUGCAGCUUUGGCACCCCUCUACUUGCAGGAGAAGCCGAUCCCAAUGAUCUUGGUUUUGCACAAUGCAGACUACAUGGGUGUGAUCGAAACUGACUUCAUCAAUGAUCGCUUCUGGAAGACAACACCUCCAAUGCGACGCCUCAGCUUGGUGUUCAAUCUCAAAAUCCCGGCCAUUCGGAAGUACGUGAUGUUCGAGGGGCGCUUCAACAUGUUGAAGGCUGGUGUCGCUUAUAUCAAGGAGAUGCAGGCCGGUCAUGGAGUUUGUGCCGUCUCCACCAACUACGCACUGGAUCUCAAACGUGAACGGAUGCUCUUCCGUGGCCUGCCCAACAUCUUACCCUUGGACAAUGCGACCGACCCCGCCGAAGAUCAGGGUGCUGCAGGCAUCGAGAAGCUCCGGAAGAUGCGCUUUGAGGCGAAGGCAGCGCUGCAGAAGCACUGCGACUUGGACCAGGACCCGGGAGCCAAAAUUCUGAUCUUCAUCGGAAGAUGGGUGAAGCAGAAGGGCGUGGACCACAUCGCCAUGCUCACCAAGGACAUCUUGAAGAGCCGACGAGAGGUCCAGAUCGUUCUGGCAGGACCCCCGGACGACGCCUUUGGGCUCUAUGCGCAAGAGCUCUUGGCACCGCUCAAGCCGCUCUUCAAAGGGCGCCUCUUCGUGUGCACGGAGUUCUUCCGUUUGCCCAACGAGCUUCGGCGUGGCGCGCACCUCUGCUUGACGCCCUCCUGCUCUGAACCUUUCGGCUACGUGGAUGUGGAGUUUGGCUUAUUGGGUGUCCCUUCCGUUGGAUGUGCGAUUGGGGGCUUGGGGAAAAUGCCUGGCAUCUACUUCCGCCAACAAAAUGCGGACUCGCCGCACAUGUUGCUGGAAGCAUUCUAUUGUGCGAUCGACCAUGCUCUUGAUCUACCAGAGCCCCAGUACUGGCAGAUGGCGAAGGCUGCGACCAAGGCGACCUUUCCCUUCAUCAUUUGGCGUGAGAAUUUGCUUGAAGCAUAUCACCUUGCCUUGGUCCACUUCAAGGAGAAGAACUUUGCCCGGCUGAAUCGUCUGUGGGCACAGGUAGCAGGCCGCGAAGGGGUGCAACGGGAACUGGCACAUCGCGAGAACAACCGCUUCCGACGUAUGUCCUCCACAUCCAUCGUUGCUCGGCAAAGGCACGAAGCAGGAAACAUGCACCGGAAGCAUGCCCUAGACAUUCCAGUCGUACCAAACCUCGGGUGCGGUACGACUGGACCCUCCUGGCACCUACACAACAGUGUCUCCUUGCUCACUGUACCUGAGAAGGUACGACUGGAAUGUCUAGGGAUGGAUUCCUGUAGUUUUUGCUAUGACUUCAGGCAGCAACAACUGGUCAAUGGAUUUGGGGGUUGGGACAUCCCAGAAUAUUGGAAUGGAGGCAACACGCUUCAGUCCUUCAUGGAAGGCAGUGAGGCAGGACCACAUUGUGUGUUUGAGAGUGUACUGAUCACAAUUGGAAUAAACCAUCAAUCCGUCCUAAACCUCCUCACACAUGGUGGUGUAUUGUUUUUAAAUCAGUGGUUCAGAUGUAUUUACAUUAUCCAGGUCAACCCAGUUCGUUUUUUGCUUGAAGAUAUAAUAUAA
Molecule: messenger RNA, 1647 nt
Organism: Durusdinium trenchii
Lineage: Eukaryota; Dinophyceae; Suessiales; Symbiodiniaceae
Source: the annotation of a GenBank genome assembly